Molecule: messenger RNA, 1528 nt
Organism: Rubroshorea leprosula
Lineage: Eukaryota; Viridiplantae; Streptophyta; Magnoliopsida; Malvales; Dipterocarpaceae
Source: the annotation of a GenBank genome assembly
GUGAUGCUACUUGCAUCGCCCUAGGCUUCAUUUAGAAAGUAAAACCCCCUUCUAAAGUUUUCAUCUUUUUCUCCUCCCAGGAACAGAGAUGAUGAAGAAGUUGGGCAUGAUCCCUAAUCUCAAACUCUCUCUCCCACCUCCUGAUGAGGAUUCCUUGGUCAAAUUCCUAACUCAAAGCGGGACCUUUAAGGUUGGUGAUCUGCUGGUCAAUAGGGAUGGAGUCAGAAUUGUGUCUGAAAGUGAAACUCAAGCUCCUCCUCCAAUUAAGCCAUCAGAUAACCAGUUGAGUUUAGAAGACAUGGAUAUAAUUAAAGUUGUGGGGAAGGGAAACGGAGGAGUUGUGCAAUUGGUGCAACACAAAUGGACUAGCCAGUUUUUUGCAUUAAAGGUUAUUCAAAUGAACAUUGAGGAACCAGCAAGAAGGCAGAUCGCACAGGAAUUGAAAAUAAACCAAUCCUCACAAUGUCCAUAUGUUGUUGUUUGCUACCAGUCUUUUUACAAUAACGGUGCUAUUUCUAUUAUCUUGGAGUAUAUGGAUGGUGGAUCUCUGGCAGAUUUUCUGAAAAAAGUGAAGACAAUUCCUGAACCAUUUCUUGCUGCAAUAUUUAAGCAGGUGCUCAAAGGGUUGGCUUAUCUUCAUCAUGAAAAGCACAUUAUCCACAGAGACUUGAAGCCUUCUAAUUUAUUGAUAAACCAUAGAGGUGAAGUCAAGAUCACUGAUUUUGGUGUCAGUGCUAUAAUGACUAGCACCUCUGGACUGGCUAACACUUUUGUUGGCACAUACAAUUAUAUGUCUCCAGAGAGAAUUAUUGGAGGUGAUUAUGGCAACAAAAGUGACAUUUGGAGCCUGGGACUAGUGUUGCUUGAGUGUGCAACUGGUAAAUUUCCAUUUUCCCCUCCAGAAGCAGAAGAAGGAUGGACUAACUUUUAUGAGCUUAUGGAAGCAAUUGUUGAGCAACCACCACCUUGUGCACCUUCUGAUCAAUUCUCUUCAGAGUUUUGCUCAUUUAUCUCAGCAUGUGUACAGAAGGAUCCAAAGGACAGAAAGUCAGCACCUGAACUUAUGACACAUCCUUUCAUGAACAUGUACAAUGACUUGGAUUUGGACCUGUCAUCCUACUUCACCAGCGCAGGAUCCCCACUUGCAACCCUUUAGAACCUAUCUGUUUUCUUAUGAUGCCACCUUUGAACUAAGCACAAGGCUUGUAAGUUUUCAUGGAAUCCAGCCACUGCAAAUCUUAGGAAGUUUCGAAGAUCUCUAAUUUUCUUUGUGAAUCAAGUGGAAAGACUUUGUUUAUGCCAAUGUUAUUGUACUGCUCCAACCCAAGCCUUUAAAGCAUCAACUAUUCUCAAAAAUGAGGCUUUAAUGCCAGAAGGUUUGCAGUGCGAGAAACACCAUAUGCUUUUUCUGUACUAAGAAUAAGAAAAUUUAUGAUUGAAAGGUACUCUAAUAUAAGCACAUAUCAAGUGACUGUCUUGACAGGAAUAGAAAUUCUACCAAAUGGAACAAUGAAAUUUGAUUUUUCUU